GUCCAUACAAAGUUCAAGUCAAACACUUCCAGAUUGUUGGUUCUGGUGAGAAGGAUUUCAAAUUUCAAACCAUCUUGGGCCAUCAAACAACACGAUGACCAAGGACAGCACACCCCACGUCGUCGCCAAGCCUGCUGCACCGACCGGCCGCAAACCUCGUCAAGUCAAGCCCAAGGGAGGUGAUGCGAAGAAACCUGUGGCGGCGGAGCCAGCCCAGGACGUAGCCGUGGAAGUUGCGACGUCGCAUCCCACUGUGGCUUCCAACACCCCUUCGGCACCUGUCGAACAGGCCACGUUGUCGCCUACCUUCCUCUCCCCAGUACAACGCCUAGCUUGCGUAACUAAAGGCUCACAGAAGCGUGCACGACGUGUACUUGUAGGUGAGCAAAUUGGACUUGGCGCGCGAAAUCGCCGCGAAAGAACAAGCGGAACGCGUUGCGCUGGCGUCUGCCCGCCGCGUGGAUGAAGCUCGUCGCAAGAGUUUAAAGCGAAAAGGAGCCGAAGCGUCGGCGGACGAAUCGGGGAUGCCGGAAAAGGUCCCCAAGCUCCACCAAGAUGACGUGGAAGUGCUCGAAUCGACCACGGUCGUGCAUUCGACGACCACAACGUUGACCCAUCGUCGUCCUCUCAAGCAAAUCGAGCAGAACCAGGGUGAAAGCGCCACGGCGUAUGCGCUUCGUGCAGCCAACAUCCGCAAGGACGAGCGCAGCCACCAUGUCACACGCACCGAAGACGACGUUGAGAACCACCCUCACAACGAACCACCUGUCCAGACGCCCGUGGUGGCUCCCACCGCGUACGAACUCAAGCUCCAAGGCGUGACCACCGCCAACAUCUACGAGCACACCACCGAAGAAGUCGAGUUUGUCAACAGCGUCGUCAAGGACACGACUACGCGCGGCACGUCCAAGCUCGAGGAAGCCGCCGCCGCCGCGACCCCCGUCGAAGCAGUGGAUGACGCGACGUCCAACUCGCGCUUUUACGUGCACUUGGCCGUGCUGUUGGUGGUCGUGUUCACCGUGUUAUUGACGCUCACGGAGCUGUACGUGAGCCAGCUGCCAUUUUGCAGCUUCCCUGCCACUUCCGACUUGAGCAACUGCCGCGUGUGCCCCGACCAUGGCGUGUGCAUUGACGGCGUGCUCACAGCAUGCGAUAACAGCUUGUACAUUGCCGUGGACGACACAUGCAAGCUGUCCGCCGACAUCAAGCGCGACUCGAACCAGAUGGCGGCGACCAUCUCUGCGCAUUUGACCACCGUCGCCACCGCCGCGUACUGCCGGGAGCCGUUUUGGAACCGCGUGCUGCAGGUGGACUGGGCCUUGCCACUUCAGCCCGUAGAUGUGGCGGCGGACGCGGUCACGGUCGACUUGGCGGCGCUGGAAUCGCAAUUCCGAACGGAACCAUUGUGGAGCGUUGUCGGGCCGCGCACGUAUGCGAUAUCGUUCAAGAAAGCCGUGCAAAAGCUGAACGUGACCACCCCAGUAUUGGUGGUAUCCGUGGCGAAUGCAACCCCUUUGUGUCAAGUGCAAACUGCCUUGGUCGAAUACUUUACGAUUUGGGUGUCGGCCGUGUUGCUCGCGUUUGGGUUUUACACCAUGUACAAGGACCAAAAGCAAUCGGCCGCGGACGCCGCCCUGCUGCACGAGAUGCUGCUGGUGGUGCAAGAGGAGCUGAUUGUGCACACCCAAGACAAGGGGUACCCAGCCGCGUAUCUCAAGAACCACGUGGUGGACGUGCUAAAGCUCACCAAGGCAGAUGCCCAGCGUGUGGAGUCGGUCCUGUGGCCAAAAUUGACCAAGCAGGUGGCGGCGGACGAUCGUAUUCGCGUCACGAGUGAAGACGGCGGCGCGUUGCUGUGGCAAUGGGCGCUGUCGGCGUCAACCGACGAGCAAGCGACACCAAGUACAAGUGAACCGAUUGUGGGGACGGCGGCACCAGUAGCCCAAGUUGCGUAGGAGGAGUAGUGUUGUGCAUGUAAUAUAGGGUAGUUUUAGUAUGUACGCAAUCAAAUGGAUGGCUAAACGAGGUCGGUAGGUAAUAAGUACAGUACAUAGGUAGUCGACGGGAGAUGUG
Aphanomyces astaci is the source of this 2073-nucleotide messenger RNA. RefSeq lists its product as hypothetical. The transcript has 6 exons. The record is from RefSeq and is a predicted model, not a curated record. The coding region runs from base 525 to 1955 and encodes 476 amino acids. NCBI's taxonomy places the organism in Eukaryota, Oomycota, Saprolegniomycetes, Saprolegniales, Verrucalvaceae.